Molecule: messenger RNA, 3724 nt
Organism: Otolemur garnettii (small-eared galago)
Lineage: Eukaryota; Metazoa; Chordata; Mammalia; Primates; Galagidae
Gene: STARD5
Product: StAR related lipid transfer domain containing 5
Exons: 7
Coding region: 60-701 (213 amino acids)
Molecular function (GO): lipid binding
Source: RefSeq, a predicted model, not a curated record
CCAGCAGCAGAGACACCUCUGCCAGCCGCGACCCCUCGGCCUUGUGCACUCACUACGCGAUGGACUCGGCGCAGGCCGCUGAGAUAAGCGAGGCUGUGGCGGAAAAGGUGCUCCAGUACCGGCGAGACGCGUCAGGCUGGAAGAUAUGCCGGGAAAGCAAUGGAGUUUCUGUUUCCUGGAGGCCAUCUGUGGAGUUUCCAGGGAACCUGUACCGAGGCGAAGGCAUUGUGUUGGGGACACCCGAGGAGGUGUGGGACUGUGUAAAGCCGACUGCUGGGGGCCUGCGUGAGAAAUGGGAUGAGAAUGUGGCCAGUUUUGAAAUUAUUCAAAGCAUCACUGAUACACUGUGCGUAAGCAGAACCUCUACCCCCUCGGCUGCCAUGAAGCUCAUUUCUCCCAGAGAUUUUGUGGACCUGGUGCUGAUCAGGAAGUAUGAGGAUGGGACCAUUAGUUCCAAUGCUACCCAUGUGGAGCAUCCCUUGUCCCCGCCGAAGCCAGGUUUUGUGAGAGGAUUUAACCAUCCUUGUGGGUGCUUCUGUGAGCCGCUGCCAGGGGAGCCCGGCAAGACCAAGCUGAUCACGUUUUUUCAGACCGACCUCAGCGGCUACCUCCCUCGGAAUGUGGUGGACUCCUUCUUCCCCCGCAGCAUGGCUGGGUUUUACGCCAACCUUCAGAAAGCAGUGAAGAAAUUCCAUGACUAAUGCUAUCACUUGUUGGCAAAGAGCUCCCAUGCGUCACUGAGAAGCUCCGACUGUUGGGACACCAGAGAGCCUGGGAGCGCUCAAGAAAUGUGUGUUCCUUCUUUGGAACAAGCCAGGGAGUCUCUGAGGACACUGGCCGAGGCAGAAGCCCACCCCUCUGCCUCUUUUCCACUCAGGGCUGGUGCAGCAGGAGCCCCUCCUGUGCUCUGAACUCCACCUACCUAUGUACCUCCUCUGGCAGGGUGGCCCUGGGCCACAGCCACCUGAAGGGACUCAGUCCUGGUGCCCUGUGAAGCAAAAGCCUGCCUGCUGUAGUCACUCAGAGACAGGCUUCCCAGUCAGCACUCAGAACUAGCCCCUAUAGCCUUUUUUGGCACCUGGAGCUCUCUAAGACCUAUGCUGCAAACUCCAGAUAUAAUUUUCUGAUACAGACCCCCCUAUAUGUUUUUAACACUGCACAAGAUUUGUCCUUUUAAAAAGAUGUCAACUUGGAAAAUGAUGGCUUAAAAAUGGUAUAAGCAUUACGAAAACAUAAUUUGAAUACCCCUUUUGUUGUAUCUUCCCUUCAAAUUGGUCGUUUUUCUCUCUUUAUCUCUUCCAUGUUCCCAGUGAAACCAGGCAGGGUGGACCCCAUGCUCUUUGGAAGUGAUUCUGCACCGAGUCAGCAUUCAUGUCUGCAUGUCGAGCUCUGGGGGAAAGAGUCUUCCUUUUCUUUCCUGUGGACAUUUGCCUCUCCUUGUCCAGCUUGCUGUCCAGAAGGACGAAGGGCCGGACAUCCCUUCUGCCAGCAUCCCUGGCUGGACUCCCCACACUGGACUCUGCUUGCUAUGCUGCUCAGCCCGGAGCAGCUGUACCACCCAGGACACCAUCAGAACACGGGAGCACAGCCUUGCCACCCACCCGGGCAGCCUUGUGACUUCUCUCCCAUCCGACCUGCACAGUCCAGCGAGGGGUCCUAGCACUCAAGAGCAGCCCCUCUGUUCCUCCACUGCCUUCCUGUAGAAAGGGUCUCAUGUGUACCUUCAGUUUUCAGUUUCCCAGGUUAUUUUUGCCUGUGCAGGAAGUUCCACGGAGCUCUCAGCCUCUGCUCCUCCAAAUGGAAAACAUUUCUCCUGUGUUAUUGGUAGUUCCUUGCCUACCUUUGAGUUCUAGGGUGACUAUCUCCAGCGUGGAGGGUAGAAGCCUUCUUCUCUCUGUGUCUAAAGCAUCUGCACAUCCCACAGUCACGUCCUCAAGGCCAUCCAGCUAACUCCCUUUCCGCAUCAGUUUCUUGGAUUGACUUAGAAUUCAUUCAUUCAGUAAAUGAGUACCUACUCUGUGCCGAGCAUAGUUCGCUAUCACCUCAUGGCUUGGUCUCCAAGUCCAGCCUAGUCUGCAUUCACCAGCCAAGGAGAACGUUCAUGCUUGCUCCUAUGAGGUCCAACCCCUGGAAGGUGGUGGUCUUAGCAAAAAGGGUCUGUCCUGUCUAGUGAGUGGAAGGCCAGCUGGCCAAGGACACAUCUCCCUGGGCCCAUGGACGUACUUCCAGCACUGCUCCCACACCAACUGCUGGUGUCGAGUUAGACUGGUUUGAGUUCUGGAUGAGCAAGCAGAAAACACAUGUUGGGGUCACGCCCUGCCACUCAGUAGUUGUGCUCCUGAAUAGAUAAGGAACAUCUCUGCUUUCACUUCUUGUUUUUAAAGGAAAAUAUGGAGGCACAUGUCGCAAUCCCAGUGUGGCCUAACUCUUGAGUGCUGGCAUGAGUGCGAUAAUGCAGGAAUCAGUGAAAUGCUGGGCAAGGCAAAGAUCUGGGGCUGCCUGAAAGAGACCGUGAGUGAUUCCUUUUCAUGGAUGUUAAGAGCUGUGAUUGUCCGCUAUGUUGUCUGCAACAUUGAGGAUGGUUGAAAACAUCCAAAAGCAUUGUUCUCCAUGACUGUGAACUCUGAAGAAGCUGGCUGAAGAAAGCUCCACUUUAAAAUUCUAUCCCCCCGGGGGGCUCAGAUGGACCCUCUUGCUGAUUUCCUGCCCUGAAGCCUUCCUCAGCCUGGACACCAGAAACCUGGGCACCAGUGGCUAUGUCCUCGAUGAGCCAGGGACAGGAGGCACUGGGGAGGACCCUAGGCUCACCUCGACCUGGGCCCAGUCUGCACAUGGCCUCUGCCCCACCCACCUGUCACCUCCCCUGGUUUCCUAAGGAGCCUUUCUCAGGGCCCCAGGCCCUUCCCUGUCCCCACCUUCUAGUCUUGAUGAAGACCUACUUUGUCCUUCCCUGGGCUGGCCCACAUUCAGCUCUUGGCUGCUUGAUAACCUGAAAACAACCCCUGGAUUGUAGGGAUGGUCACUGCGUGCACAGGUGCUGAGGAGGUACAGGCAGGGAUGUGCCCUCUGUGCCAUGUGGCCUCCCACCCACCCCAGUAGGCAUGGUGAGAUCCCGGGAGGGGCUGUGGGACUAAGUCGCAACUUCUGCUGCUGACCUUCAGCCCGCAUCUUCAGGGCCUCCACUAAAUUCAGACACCUGGCGACCGCUGGAGUUCUGUCUGCAUGCGUGUCACUGCUUGAUGAAAUCCAGAAGGGGAUGAGCCAAGCAAGCUGCAGCACACCAGCCAUCUCAGCCAUUAUUUCUCAUGGUGAAGAGGGAUGAGCUAACACCCACUCUAAGAAAGUCACCAAAGGGGUCUACAUGAAGAUGAGCACCCCAGCCAGGCUUUCUGAGUCUACUGCCAGGAAGCAGAUUCUUACCUUUCUGAGGAGCCUGACCCAGCCGCCAGAUUGCAUUCACAUGGUUCUGUUGAUAUUUUCUGGGCUAAUCUUCUCUUCGUGUUUUAUCUGUGGUUCUUGGCAGGUCUUCCCCACGUCCUUACUUCACAGAAGCAGGGGAUGGGGACAGGCUGAGCCCUGACCCAGGCCUAGUCAAGGGAUAUUGGUUGUCGCUAAUACAAAGUCACAUUUCCUUGUCCUGAGCUUGGUAAUCAGGCAUUAAGAAAUGAUCAAAGGCCGAGUGCUGUGGCUCAAGCCCUAAUCCCAGCACUCUGGGAGACUGUUA